Molecule: messenger RNA, 1178 nt
Organism: Hipposideros armiger (great roundleaf bat)
Lineage: Eukaryota; Metazoa; Chordata; Mammalia; Chiroptera; Hipposideridae
Gene: TAF10
Product: TATA-box binding protein associated factor 10
Exons: 5
Coding region: 445-1101 (218 amino acids)
Biological process (GO): transcription initiation at RNA polymerase II promoter
Cellular component (GO): transcription factor TFIID complex; SAGA complex; nucleus
Molecular function (GO): RNA polymerase II general transcription initiation factor activity; promoter-specific chromatin binding
Source: RefSeq, a predicted model, not a curated record
CCGGGCAGCUGGCGGGGAGAGGGGCGCUUUCCACCUCCACUACGAACCUUUAAAAGGCUGAAUAAGGGAAUUAGAAAGGAUGCAGACUGGCAGGUGGUCGAACCGUGUCGGGCCAAUGAGCCCAAAGAAAGGUCUUUAGGUGGCAGGCUGAAAGAGGAUCCCAGAUCCGCAGAAGAGGGUCCUCGACGUUCCAGGGUUCCCAGCCCGGCGGAACCACCUACGAGUACCGCGCGGUGGGAGGUGGAACGUCCGCGGCCAGCGCAGUUCUCCAAGGCUUGGUCUCCGCCAACUGGCUGGCUUACAAGCAACCAGGAGGAGGGAAGUUUAGGCGAGAGGGCGAUCAUGGCGUGGGAGGGGCUAGCGCGAGGCUGACGUCACUCUGGUGUGUGCGUAACGUGAGCGGAAGCGGAAGCGGCUCGGUUCGCCGCCUCUCCCACCGGCUACAUGAGCUGCAGCGGCUCCGGCGCGGACCCCGAGGCGGCGCCAGCCUCCGCCGCCUCGGCCCCAGGCCCGGCCCCCGCGGUCUCGGCCCCCGCCGCGCUGCCCGCCGGCACCGCUGCGGAAAAUAAGGCCAGCCCCGCGGGGACAGCAGGAGGGCCUGGGGCUGGAGCUGCGGCAGGGGGCACGGGACCCGUGGCAGCGCGGGCCGGGGAGCCGGCCGAGAGACGCGGGGCGGCUGCGGUGUCGGCCGGCGGCGCGGCGCCCCCGGAGGGGGCCAUGUCUAACGGGGUUUAUGUGUUGCCGAGUGCGGCCAACGGAGACGUGAAGCCGGUGGUGUCCAGCACGCCUCUGGUGGACUUUCUGAUGCAGCUGGAGGAUUACACGCCUACGAUUCCAGAUGCAGUUACUGGUUACUACCUGAACCGCGCUGGCUUUGAGGCCUCGGACCCCCGCAUAAUUCGGCUCAUCUCCCUAGCUGCCCAAAAAUUCAUCUCAGAUAUUGCUAAUGAUGCACUACAGCACUGCAAAAUGAAGGGCACAGCCUCUGGCAGCUCCCGAAGCAAGAGCAAGGACCGCAAGUACACUCUAACCAUGGAGGACUUGACCCCUGCCCUCAGCGAGUAUGGCAUCAACGUGAAGAAGCCGCACUACUUCACCUGAGCCAUCCAGUCUAAAUGUACUUGUUUGUCCCCUUGUCCCCACACCAGCCUGUUUUCAUAAUAAACUUUAUUGUGACA